AUGGUGUGGAGGCGCCAACUGAUCGACUUGUGGAGUGCUGAAGGAUUUCUUAACCGAAAAUCAACCAUGACUUCAACUGAUUAUACGUUUGCUUAUGUAGGAGCGCUUCUUUCAAAUAAUGUUAUCAUCUACAAUGAAGAAAAGUUUAUAUAUCACCUUCAUUCAUCAUUUUGGUACUUGUGUAACAAAGAAGCUGCCAAGAAUAAGUUUUUCUAUGCAUUCAAUUGUCUUGCCGAUGCUCUACCAAAAGAAGGUAUAAACUACCAGCUGCGCCGAUUGUGCAUCCGAAAUAAUGUUCUACUUGCUAUUGAAGAUGCGCACGAUUCAAUUGCAUCUGCUUCAACGGUACGCUCUCUCCUAUGUACCGGUCCAUAUCAUCAAUAUCCUGUACCAUUUUGUUUGGAACAAUUAAGGUUGCUCAGGGUAUUGGAAGCUCUUUCUAUUAAAUCCUAUGAGUUCCCAAUGGAAGUGUUGAAACUAUUGCAGCUAAGAUACCUCGCCCUCACUUACGAUGGAAACCUCCCUACUUUCAUUUCCAAACUAUUCAACCUUCAGUACUUGAUUGUUCAUCAUCAGUACCGGAUCGUAAAAUCUGUUGGGAAUCCAUAUUAUCUGCCUAUUGAGAUAUGGAAUAUGAAAGAAUUGAAGUCUCUCGAGAUCCGGGGAAGAGACCUACCACAUCCUUGUGAAGGAUCCCUCCUAUCAAACCUCACAACUCUAACUGGUGUCGGUCCUCAAAGUUGUACCAAAGAUGUGCUUGAAAAAAUCCCUAAUCUGAAGGAGUUAACAAUCCAAAUCGAACUAGUUCCGGUUGCUUCUAAGCCCUUCAGUUGCUUUGAUCACAUUUACAAUCUGCAUCAACUACAAGAAUUAGAAUGUGAAAUUACAAAUCCUAUUUUCAAGGCUCAGACCUGGUAUUGCAAUGCUAUGCCUUUCGAGGCCCGAAGUGGGAGGUUCAUGACCACGAAUUCCAAAAGCUUUCAAAUUGAAGACACCGAUCUGGUGCACUGGAAGUUUGUGACAACAAAUUUCUGCUUCCCUGCUAUUAAGGUUCUUGGCAUCGAACAUUGCUACAAGUUAAAAGAGAUCUCUCUCACGUUCGGUACAUCUCUUGAAAAUAUUUAUUUAGUUGACUGCAACCCUAUGGUUGUGAAUUGGGCAAACAGUUUAAAAGAGGAGUGGGACGACAAAUAUGGCGAUCAUGGACGUCGAUUAUAG
Erythranthe guttata (spotted monkey flower) is the source of this 1218-nucleotide messenger RNA. Lineage: Eukaryota; Viridiplantae; Streptophyta; Magnoliopsida; Lamiales; Phrymaceae. The record is from RefSeq and is a predicted model, not a curated record.